This is a messenger RNA of Odocoileus virginianus texanus, 1896 nucleotides long. NCBI's taxonomy places the organism in Eukaryota, Metazoa, Chordata, Mammalia, Artiodactyla, Cervidae. The record is from RefSeq and is a predicted model, not a curated record.
UGACGUCAGGGGCUGGGCACACAGGUGAACCGAGAAGGCGGAGCUUGGACGAGCUGGGAGGCGGGGCUGAAAGUUCCUUCUCCAGGGCCGGGGAAGAAGCAGCCAAUGUUUCUCGUAAAACAAGUAUAAAAUGAAUGACAGGAAGUACUCCAUCGUGACAGGCACCUUCUGUUUCCUCAACACUGUCCAGUUCCUCAUCUUUGAAGUGAAUGAGUUUGCCUUCUUUGGCUACGAAGAGACGUUCAGUGUCUACCAGGAGACCAAGUCUGAGCUGGUCUCUUGGGUUGUGACCCACAAGAAGAGCAUCAGCGUCGGCCUGUCCACCGUCACCCUUCUGGUCUGCUCCUUGCUCCUCUACUGCGUCCACGCCAAGAACUACGUGGGCAUGCUCUGCUACAGCGUGUGGAUUAUCAUCUAUGAGCUGCUCAGCCUCUCCAUCAUCCUGCUCGCCAACAGGGCCAUCAAAGAGCAGUUCAAGGAGCUGAGGUACCUGCGCUUGAUCUUCCAGAUCUCGCGGAUGCUGCUGCACUUGUUCUGCCUGCCCUUCGUCACCAAGUAUGGAUACUCCAUCUUCAAGGACCCCAGGGCUGUAAGCAAGAUUGGCCAACGCAGACGCUCUAGCAUCAGUACCGUUGAGUCGUGGCCACCCGUCAGGAUGGGAAGCUUGUACUACAAGAUGAACUGAACCAUGCCAGGAAGAAGGAGGUGAGGGCAACAGCACCCCCCAGGGAUGGCUCCCACUUCCCUGCCUGCCUUGGGUUGAUUCUGCUUACCUUUUCAGGGUUCUUGAGUUUUAAGUGCUUCAGAAUGGCCUUUGGGGGUGGGGAUGGGGGAAGGGAGGAUUGCAUGGAUCAAUUAUCAUACAUGUGUGUGUUUGUGACUUGUUUUAGCAUUUAAUUGUGGACUGCCUUUGUGUUUAUUUAAGCAUCUCUUUGGUGUAUGCUGUGGUCUCUCUCGGUACCCUGCUCUCUGCACAUCCGAAGUUUCUAACUUUUCUCUUGUGGAUUGCCCCACUGAUGCCUAGUUCUGCUGAGUCCUUUAUGAGCAGUGCUGCUCGAGAGAAAAAUCUGUGCUGAUGGGACUGUUGGAUAUCAAUGCUGACAACCGGUCACAUGUGGUUAUUGAGCACUGGGACAUGGCUAUUGAAAUCCAGGAAUCAAGUUUAAAAUUUUAUUCCACUUCAGUUAGUUUCCAUUGCAAGAGCCAUAUGUGACUGGCUGGUGGCCACCAUAUCAGAGAUUUUCAGUAAUCUGCAGCCUCAUUGUACUCCUGAGUAUUACCGUAGACCCCCUUUCCCGCUUCAUGCAUCACUCUGCUUUCCUCAUGAUGUUCAAAAAGCAGUUCCUCAUGUUGGUUCAUAAAAUGGCAAGAAGAAUCCCCAUUUAAGCAAGUUCCAUGAUUUCUCAACCAAAGCACUAUUGACAUCUUGGCCUGGAUAAUUCUGUCUCAUAGAGGGCUGUCCUGUGCGUCGUAGGAUGUCUAGCAGCCUCCCUAGCCUCCACCCACUAGAUGCCAGAAGCAUCCCCCAGCCUUGGGACAAACAGAAAUAUCACCAGGCAAUCCCGAAUAUUCUCUGGUGAGGGGCAAAACUGCCCCCAGUUGGCAACAACUGUUUUCAAGAAAUGUACCCCAAGCCCACUGAGAGCUUAAGCCACUACUCUAAUGGAGAGCAUCUUUUACUGAGAGCUCUUUACCUUCACCACUGUGUAUAAUUUUAACCCUAAUGUUCCCAUUUUAUGACUUGAUGAAAUUUGAGACUCAGCACUUAACUGAUACGAUCAAGAUCAUACAGUAUCAAAGCUCAGCAUUUGAAUCUAGAUCUUGUAACUUCUCGCGGAAAUGUCCUACUCCGUUCCCUGAAGUACUCUUCAGUUUCCGUCCAGUCGCUCAGUCGUG